Molecule: messenger RNA, 5381 nt
Organism: Hydractinia symbiolongicarpus
Lineage: Eukaryota; Metazoa; Cnidaria; Hydrozoa; Anthoathecata; Hydractiniidae
Product: protein mono-ADP-ribosyltransferase PARP12-like
Exons: 5
Coding region: 803-4066 (1087 amino acids)
Molecular function (GO): metal ion binding
Source: RefSeq, a predicted model, not a curated record
CCAUUAUGAUUCAUGUUUAUUUUCUCACGUGUGCCGACAAAGAUAAUCUAGGCUAACAAUGAAAUGCAUUGUUAUUUACAUAGAAGAAUUUAUUAAAGAUAAUUUGUUGUGUCCAGUUGUGGUACUAAAGAAUAUCUCCAUCGCAGAGGCUUGUAAUUCUAGUAGUGUAUUUUUAAUUUCUAACAUGAAUGAACUUUGAAAGGUGAGAAGGAAUAUCACAUGAGGCUACGAAUAAAAAUAUGUUCGUGUUAUUUUUUAAAUUUUGUCUGUCUCUAUGGUUGCGUGUGAAGACGUAAAAACCUUCGAAUUUAUAUAACAAUAUAACACUUUUAAGUAAAAAAAUCAUGAUGUAUAUACACUGUUAACAGAUGCAACAACAUAAAAUAUAACAAGUUUAUACAAAGCUUUGUAUAUCGUCCGCGUGUUUUAUGCCGACACAUGAUAAAUUUUUAAUAUUAUACUUUGUGACCUCACUCAACCAACUUUUCUAUCUUUCUCCUGUUUUUUUCUUUGUUUCCUUCUUUCGAAAACAUAUAUCGCUAAUCGGGACCAUCAAAGCGCAUGACACAAUCAUUGUAUAAAGAUUAAAAAGCUCACUGGAUUUAUAUUGUUCUUAUUAUGUUGUGGUUUUGUUAACAGCCAAUCAGAGCGUUUGUUGUUAUUCCAAUAAAACUACGUACAUUAUUUGAUACUAAAAACUGUCAUUCAAAAGAGAAAAGAAAGUGUUUGAAAGAUGUUUGUUAGUAGUAAAGUUUUGUAAAAUGAUGGUGAUAAUAUGCGUGAGGAAUUUGUUUAAUUAAAAAUGGCAGUAACGGGGCACGAAUCAACGGACGAUUUAAAAAUACAAUUCGCUAGAAAACUUUACACAGCCGUGGUAUUAAACGCUUCCGUUUUAAAGGUAAAAGAUGUUUUAAAAAUACCGUACGUUGAAAAAAUAGUCAAUUUAUUAAAAAAACGUUCCCACUGGAAUGGUGUGCGAGCGUUUCUUCAGCAGUAUCCAUGUUUUUUUUUGGUUACGGAGGAGAAUGGAACUACGCUUUUAAAGCCCAUCGUCACAAUCGAAUUUUGUCGUUAUUUUGACGGGAAGAAAGGUUGUUCAAGCACGUAUUGUUCGAAAUUACACGUAUGUCGACAUUUUGUCAAAGGAAAGUGCACUUUUGGUCCUCGUUGUAAGAAACCUCAUCAUUUUCAAAAUAAAGAAACGCGGGAAGUUUUAAAGAAACAUUUCCUAGACGAACUUUCAGACGAACAAGCUCGUGAAUUUUUGUGUCGUAACGUACAACAUUUGUUAGAUCCAGAAUCAGCUAAUGCCGAAUUACCGAAGAGUUUAGAAAUCUGUAAGUACUACAACGUGGCUACUGGCUGCACAAGAGAAUUUUGUCCUUUCAUCCAUGUUUGUCGUUUUUACGCUGAGGAAGGCAACUGUAAAUUUGGAACACAAUGCAUACGUAAGCAUGACAUCAACAAUGUUCACUCCAGAAUUUUGUUACACCGUUACCACAUGGACCAUUUAAAUGACCAACAAGUGUUAGCAUACCUAAAAAUCAAAGGUGAAAACAGAGAUCAGCAGCAACAACAGCAACAAGGAAGUAACAAAGUUGAUAAAAAUUCUUCUCAAGUAAGUCCCCCCACUCUUCUUCAUUCGUUCUCGUUACCGAAUGCGUUAUUAGGUAAUAUACAUGCUUUGGUGAAUGAUGGCAUAUCAAGGAAGUUGUCACAGCCUACUCCUCCUAUGAUGCGCCUACCUUUAAUGGAUGACGGGUUACACACAAGAAAAUUGUCUUUACCCACUCCUCCUACUCCGCGAGCAAGUAUAUAUCGACCACCUGUCACGCAUAAAGAAGGCACGUUAACGUCGCGUGUCAACAGUCCAUCGCCAAACGAUAUUAAAGUUUCCUCUCAAAACGCUGACUCACACCAGUUGCACAGCACGCGUCACGUGAAUAAUUUCCAAUCAUACAGUGUAAACAAAGAAGAUCGAUUUUUGACACGAAGUAAUGUUUUGAAGCCAAUACCAUCCAUGGACACCCUGAAGCAUAACUUUCACUCUGAAAAUAGUUUAUCAAAUGGCAACAGCCGCCAUAUUGAAAAGGUUGUUUCACAAUCUCUUAACGAGUCAAGCAUGCAUUUCAUGGGAAAUGAUUUGCAUAAUAAAUUAAAUUUAAACGAUCGGUCAUUAAAUUGCUUUCAAAACUCGUUUAACCACGAAGGAUUAGGCCUACAUAACUUAUCACCUCCACAAACAACACAAAACACGCAACUUACGGACAAUGAAUUUUUCUCAAAUAUUUUGUCCUCAAGAAGUAAAAGUUACGAAAACUUUCAAUCACACAGUGUUGAUAGAAACAACAUUAGAAAUAGAAUGUCUAAAUCGUAUCAACCAUCUUAUUUACCUUACUCGAACUCACUACAAUCUCAGAGUAACUCUUUUUUUACAAAUCGUGUUCCCUUUUUAAGGACGUCGUCAAACGACAUCAUUUCUCCGACAGAUUCGACAUCGAGCGUCAAUAACAGCAACGGUGGGUAUUCCCACGCUCUUGAAGGGAAUGAAUGGACGGAAACUGAUAAAGUUAUUACAAGAUCAUAUCCCUCAAAAGAUGACGGCGAGUUUGACUUGACGUAUUAUCGCACUCGUUCUUUACCUAAUUUUUCAAAACAAGAAAACGACGACGACGUUAACAUAGACGUUAAAAUAACACGACAAUCGGUUUGCACGUGUCAGAAAAAUCGUGUUUGUGUUUACUUUUUAUCCGACACGUGUCGAUACCCAACAUGCAAAAAAAAUCACACUGGAGAAACGUUUCAGUGGCAAAUCUCUUCAACGCCAGCAAACAAAUCUUAUAACGGCUUUAAAAAUGAAAAUUUUGAUAACAAAAUAACAAAACAACGCUGGAUAAAUGUAGAAAAAAACGAAAACUUAAAAUUAGAAGCUUUUUAUUGCUCGCCAGACAUCGAUGAUCAAGAAAUCGAGUUUUAUGGUGAAAGUAUGAUUAUUAAUUUCAACGAAAUGAUUGGUACGGCUAGAUCAGACAUGAAUUCAGCAAAUCAGAUGAUGUCUUCAAGGUCAUGUGAUUUAUCGGCGUGGCUACUGCAAGCAAACGAUGAUGUUCCCAGCCGUCGAAAUUCUCAAGACGUCACUGUUUAUAAAAUACGUCGUUUAUCUACCGAGUCGUCGGUGACGGAAAAUAUUGAUGUUACGUUCGCAACGCAAUGGCUAUGGUUUUGGCAAGAUAGUUUCGGUAUAUGGAGAAGUUUUCCUACCAAUAAAGCUGAUAUUAUCGAGGCAAAUAGCGCAUGUUGUACAGACGAUUUGGAACAGCAGUUCCUGCAAGGUUAUGAACAAUUUAUAUUUGAAGAGCCCAAUGUUUUAGUGGAUUUCAAAAACAUGAUUCAAAUAAAUUGUCAGUCAAGAAAACAGAAGAAAAUUAGACGGCGACCGAGAUUCAUAACGAAAGAACAAAGAGAAAAAGUCGCGAUUGUUAACGAAAGCAUGCUUCAAUUUUCUGAUGUCAGGCGACCAUGGUAUUGGAAUCAAGAAUACACCUCCAACACUUACGAACUAGUUGAAGUGGAGCUAAAUUCAGACACAUUUUCCACUGUCCGAAAUCAUUUCAUGCGAUCAAUGGCAGAUAAGGAUUACGAAAUAUUAAAUAUAAAGUCUGUACAGAAUCUUAGUUUGUGGUCAAAGUUUAUAAGCCUGCGAACAAAUUUCACAACAUCUGAAAUCAAGCACACUGAAAAAUUUGUAUUUAAAGCAGUCGCUAAAGAAGAAUUAUCAGGCGUGUGUCAACAGGGAUUCCAAAUAUGUACAUGCAAGAGCAUUGGUCACACUCCAACAGAAAAUUUGUUCGCAACUGAAGCUGUACAAGCCUUACGUAAACCGACCGAGGUGAACGGUAUCGCUAAAACAGUAAAUUACGUCUUCUGUGUACGCAUAAUCUUACCAGACAGCGACAUACCGGCGUCGGAACCUGUACAGAAUGGCUUCACAACCCCUGACUCACUUGUUUCUUGUCGUCAUAGUUACCAGGUGUACCCUGAAUUUUUAAUUAUUUUUAAUCUCUAAUUAUUGUACAUAGUCUUCGUCUUAGGUCUUAUUACUUUUAAGAAUUUAAUUUUCCGGUCCUGUUUUUAGACGGUUAGCACUUAGGUAAAAAAGUAUUAAUUUUUAGAAAACACAAACAAAAGAAUAUUGUAUUAUAUUUUUAAGGAAAUCGUCGCAUGAACGUAACCAGACAAAACAGCGGUUUUAUGUGCGAAAAAAAAAACUAAAUUUAAUUGCAUAUGAUGUGAAAAAUCCAUCUAUUUAUACACAGAAAUAACCUUUUGUUUAUUCCAAAUGUGGACAAAUUUUUGGUUGUAUUUUGUAGGUAAACAUAGAAAAGUAGGUUUUAACUUAAAUAGAUGUAUACUUGUAUGUUUUAGUAUUAAGAGGUCAAAUUGACAAUGUGCAAGCAAUCAAACGUCUGCACGAAAAAUGGCGUGCCGUGUUUAAUACGCCAUAAAAUGCUAAAAAUGAAAUCUCAUAAGAUGAGUAAUUCAUCUAUUUUCGCGUGGAUGUUUUUUUUUGCUUCAUAGGCAGAAUGCAUAUGAGUUCCUUCGACCUUUUUUUUCUUUUUUGUGGAUUUUUAAAUUCCGAGUUUUUAUUGCUAAUUUUACCCUAUUACGUUAUCAAACUUGUUUGCUAUGGACGCAACCACUUUUCGAGCAAUUUGCAAAGAUGGCAAUAUUAAACAAGCGCCAGGUUUACAACGGCGCAUAUAUAUUUCUGCUGAGUGAUGCUUACAUCAGCAUUCAGUGAAUUAUAUUUAUAUAUUAUCCCUUAACGUUAGUAAAAAAAAAUUAUAAAUAAAAUUUUUGAAGAACGGAGAAAAGCGAAAAUUACUAAUUUUAAAUUUUAAAAUUUUACAGUAUUUGUAACGCAGAUAUUAUUAGAACUUUGGACGUGUUUUUAUUUAAUUAUUCGUGUCUUGUUGUGCCGCCCUAUUAUGCCCCUUUUCUAUAUUUUUUCGCACAGGUUUUAUGCCUUCUUUUAAAAAAAAAACCAAACUUGCUAAGUUCAUGCUAAAUGUUAUACUUUGAAUCCCCAGACGAAUAUGUUGACAUGUAUUUUAUUGUUAGUGUUAAUUUUUGUACAGUAUAUUUUUUAAGAUUUUUUUCUGGCUUUAACCAAAAGAUUUGCCAUACCACAAAAAGCAAAAGUUUCCAGUGACACCUUAGUUCCUUUUAUAUCUUAUUUCUGUCUUCACACCCAAAUGUCGUAGCCCCUUUCGUGUUGUCCGUUAUUUUAUUUUUGAUAACACACAUAAAACGAAAACCGUUUAAUAUUAUUAUUGUAUAUAGAUUUUGGCAAAGAAGAUGGAAGUCAGUUCAAAAGAACA